Messenger RNA from Neocloeon triangulifer, 994 nucleotides. RefSeq names its product translin (gene trsn). Gene Ontology annotation, molecular function: sequence-specific DNA binding; single-stranded DNA binding; RNA binding. Bases 233 to 916 code for a protein of 227 amino acids. Gene Ontology annotation, cellular component: cytoplasm; nucleus. Gene Ontology annotation, biological process: RNA metabolic process. The record is from RefSeq and is a predicted model, not a curated record. The transcript has 6 exons. Lineage: Eukaryota; Metazoa; Arthropoda; Insecta; Ephemeroptera; Baetidae.
AUACCGCAAUAACCGGUUGUUCAGGUAUUUCUUACCGUUUUGUGACGUCAUCGCUGACGCAGUUGUUGUUGGACGUGAAACGUGAAAGAAAAUUGUUUUCAGUAAGCCGGCUUUUUUGUUUCUCGUCAAGGAUUCGGUUCCGAGAAAUUGACGACUCCACACAAGGCAGCUGGAUAUUUGGUCUUGAGCGGUAGCAAGAUACACAUUUUGGUGGCCUAAAAUUUUCAGCAACAUGGACUCGGCACAAAUUAGCAAAAUCUUCUUGGAUUUCCAAGAAUUCAUCAGUCAAGAACAGGAUUUGAAAGAGCAAAUUCGUGGUGUGAUCAAAGAUCUUGAGCAGCAAUCAAGAGAGAUUUUGAUGGUUUUGCAGGACAUUCAUCAAAAUCCAGCCCAGAGUGAUGUUUUGGUGUGCUGCGAAAAAGCACGAGGCUUCUUUGGGCAGUUGAAGGAAAAGUACUCAGAACUUGCAGCUAUUGUGCCUGCCAACCAGUUCUACCACUACAAUGACAUGUGGCGAUUUGUGAACCAAAGACUGACUUUUCUGAUCUCACUCACAAUUUUCCUGGAGACUGGAAAACUUGCUAGCAGAGAGCAAGUUGCAGACAUAUUAGGCUUGGAAAUUUCAAGGGAGAAAGGGUUCCAUUUAGAUCUGGAGGAUUAUCUGACUGGACUUCUGCAUAUGGCAACUGAGUUGGCGAGAUUUGCCACCAACAGUGUCACAAAUGGCAAUUAUGAAAGGCCCAUUGAAAUAUCAAAGUUUGUAUCUGAGUUGAAUGCUGGAUUCAGGUUGCUUAACCUGAAGAAUGACUCUUUGAGAAAGAGGUUUGAUGCUCUCAAGUAUGACGUCAAGAAAAUCGAGGAGGUCGUCUACGAUCUUUCCAUUAGGGGUCUUCGUCCAUCACAGCCGACUGAAUAAGUCGACCAUUUUCUAUUCAAACUACCAUUUUUAUUUUUUCAAAAUAAAGUUGCUUCGUUGCACUUUUAGUACACAGUA